Choloepus didactylus (southern two-toed sloth) is the source of this 1691-nucleotide messenger RNA. RefSeq names its product acetyl-CoA acyltransferase 1 (gene ACAA1). The transcript has 12 exons. The coding region runs from base 60 to 1349 and encodes 429 amino acids. Gene Ontology annotation, molecular function: acetyl-CoA C-acyltransferase activity. Gene Ontology annotation, cellular component: peroxisome. Lineage: Eukaryota; Metazoa; Chordata; Mammalia; Pilosa; Megalonychidae. The record is from RefSeq and is a predicted model, not a curated record. Gene Ontology annotation, biological process: fatty acid beta-oxidation; phenylacetate catabolic process.
UGGUGCGCAGUUGAUUCUGUGUUGGCUUCCGCGGUUUCUGAAUAUCGUUGUACUUGUCAAUGGGGCCGACCCUCGCGAUGCGGAGGUUGCAGGUGUUGCUGGGCCACCUGAACCGCCAGCACGGUUCGGGCCAGGCUCUACAGGCCGCGCCGUGCUUAAGCGACGCCCCGAGGGCUUCGGCCGCGGACGUGGUGGUGGUGCACGGGCGGCGAACGGCCAUUGGCCGAGCGGGCCGCGGCGGCUUCAAGGACACCACCCCCGACGAGCUUCUCUCGGCUGUCAUGACCGCGGUUCUCCAGGACGUCCACUUGAGUCCGGCGGAGCUGGGGGACAUCUGCGUCGGAAAUGUGCUUCAGCCAGGGGCCGGGGCACUCAUGGCCCGAAUCGCCCAGUUUCUGAGUGACAUCCCAGAGACUGUGCCCUUGUCCACUGUCAAUAGAAUGUGUUCUUCAGGGCUGCAGGCAGUGGCCAGCAUAGCUGGUGGCAUCAGAAAUGGGUCUUAUGACAUUGGCAUGGCCUGUGGGGUGGAGUCCAUGUCCCUGUCUGGAAUAGGAAACCUUGGCAAUAUUACUUCACGCUUGACAGAGAAAGAGAAGGCCAACGACUGCCUGAUUCCUAUGGGGAUAACCUCGGAGAAUGUGGCUGAGCGUUUUGGCAUUUCCCGGGAGAAGCAGGACACCUUUGCCUUGGCUUCACAGCAGAAGGCAGCCAGAGCCCAAAGCAAGGGCUGCUUCCGGGCUGAGAUUGUGCCUGUGACCACCACGGUCCGUGACGACAAGGGUGAGAGGACCAUCACCGUGGCCCAAGAUGAAGGAAUCCGCCCUAACACCACCAUGGAGGGCCUGGCCAAACUGCAGCCUUCAUUCAAGGAGGGCGGCUCUACCACAGCUGGAAAUGCCAGUCAGAUGAGUGAUGGGGCAGCUGCCGUCCUGCUGGCUCGGAGGUCCAAGGCAGAAGAGCUGGGCCUUCCCAUCCUUGGAGUUCUGAGGUCCUAUGCAGUGGUUGGGGUGCCACCUGACAUCAUGGGCGUUGGACCUGCCUAUGCCAUCCCUGUAGCUUUGCAGAAAGCAGGGCUGACAGUGAAUGAUGUGGACAUCUUUGAGAUCAAUGAGGCCUUUGCAAGCCAGGCUGUCUACUGUGUGGAGAAACUAGGACUACCCCCUGAGAAGGUGAACCCGCUGGGUGGUGCAGUGGCCUUGGGCCACCCAUUAGGCUGUACUGGAGCACGACAGGUCAUCACACUGCUCAACGAGUUGAAGCGCCGUGGGAAGAGGGCAUAUGGGGUGGUGUCUAUGUGCAUUGGGACCGGAAUGGGGGCUGCUGCUGUCUUUGAGUACCCUGGGAACUGAGCAAGGCCCCAGGUGGCUGAAGGGCUAAAGGCACUACUCAGACAGCCCUGCUCUCGCGGCAAGAGAUAAACACUGGACGUGAGGCCACGUGGGAACAUUAAGAACUGGGGGUGGUGGUGGCAGUGGGUAAAUCAAGGCACUUCAACAAACUUGGGAAAUGUGAACACCGAUGACACAGUACAGGACUGGAGGGGUGUUGGGCUGCACCCUGUGAGGCUUCCUCAAGCUGGGCCAAAGUUUGACUGGGUCACCCAGGCCACAAGACUACUGUGUAACUCCUGGGGGAAGAUGGCUUCAUGGAUGAGGAGUCCAAUGGAUGUAGUAAAUGUGUGUUAUCUUGUC